GAGGUGCUCAACUGCCAGCGUACCACGAAAGGGGCCGGGAAAAAAAAAUCAAUAAAAGCAUCCUCACACGCGUACGCGGGUCCUCGGUGCGGUUCCUCCCGGCGACCACGAAGACGAACACACGGAGGCAAGUCAGCGAUGAAUCCCUUCGCGAAGAAGCCAACGCCGCGAGAGGUGAUGCGGAGCAGCAAGCGAGACCUGACGAAUGCCACGCGAGGGAUUGAGAGGGAUAUCACGUCAUUACAACAAGAGGAGAAGAAGCUAGUUGCUGAAAUUAAAAGGACAGCAAAAACUGGCAAUGAGGCAGCAACAAAAAUUCUAGCCCGUCAGCUGAUCAGGUUAAGGCAGCAGAUUUCUAAUUUGCAAGGUAGCCGAGCUCAGAUUCGAGGGAUUGCAACACAUACUCAGGCAAUGCAUGCCAACACUUCAGUGGCUACUGGUUUACAAAGUGCAAGCAAAGCAAUGGGAGCUCUUAAUAAGCAAAUGGCACCUGAAAAGCAGAUGAAUAUAAUGAAAGAAUUCCAAAAGCAGUCAGCACAAAUGGAUAUGACAAAUGAGAUGAUGUCUGAUUCAAUUGACGACGUCUUAGACGAUGAUCAGGCUGAGGAAGAGACUGAAGAACUUGCUAAUCAGGUUCUGGAUGAGAUUGGUGUUGACAUUGCCUCACAGUUGUCCUCAGCUCCUAAAGGAAAAAUUGCCGGAAAGAAGGUUCAGGUUGAUGAAAGUUCAGAGCUGGAGGAACUAGAGAAAAGGCUGGCUGCUUUAAAAAAUCCAUAGGAGGGUACCUGUUUGCAUCCUUCUCUCUACGCAGAGUCCAUAUCCUCGUUAGACAUUCAUAAGGCAUUGUGAUUUUGUAAAUAUUGGAUGGAAGAUGAUCCCAGCCCCAAGUUUCUCGAUGAAUCGAUGAGCUGCCACACAGCCAUACUUGCUAUCUUGCAGAAGAUGGGGCUGUGGAGCGUUAACGGUGACAUGAUACUUGAUUCAGAGCAACUUAUGUAAUCGUGUAAAGGAAAUUCGAAAUUUUACAUCUUCGCCUUUUGUUUCUGAUCAUUCAACAUGAUGGCAUUUUGUUUUUGAUAGUGUAAAGAAGUAGAACCUCACAACAAUGAUUGCUCGAGUUUUUUAAGCGUCAAAAUGUAACUUAUUAGCGGUUGACCUCGACAGAGUUUUUUGUUUCA
Messenger RNA from Panicum hallii, 1178 nucleotides. Its product is annotated as vacuolar protein sorting-associated protein 2 homolog 3. Bases 139 to 777 code for a protein of 212 amino acids. The record is from RefSeq and is a predicted model, not a curated record. Lineage: Eukaryota; Viridiplantae; Streptophyta; Magnoliopsida; Poales; Poaceae. Gene Ontology annotation, cellular component: multivesicular body; ESCRT III complex. Gene Ontology annotation, biological process: late endosome to vacuole transport; protein transport; endosome transport via multivesicular body sorting pathway. The transcript is spliced from 11 exons.